AUGCGAGUCCUUACAUUCAUUCUACUAUGCUCAAUAUUUGUUGUUCUGUCAUGCAAAAGUAUUGACAGGAAUCCAGAUUUAGAUCGAGUUAUUGUCUGUCCAGAUGGAGAAUCGAUAUGUCCAUCAACCAGUACCUGUUGUAUAGGUCAAGAUGGUGACUACUCUUGUUGUCCGGUUGAGAAGGGUGUUUGCUGUGCAGAUCAUAUCCACUGUUGUCCACAACAUUACAAAUGUGAUUUGAAGAUUUUCAAAUGUGAUCGAACAUUCAAUGCAAAAUUUCUUGGAAUCAAACGAUCGGGAAAGAAAAAUUGA
This is a messenger RNA of Adineta ricciae, 312 nucleotides long. NCBI's taxonomy places the organism in Eukaryota, Metazoa, Rotifera, Eurotatoria, Adinetida, Adinetidae. The record is from the annotation of a GenBank genome assembly.